GAUGCAUUUCUCAAUGGAUUUUAUGAAAGAAUGAUUUUAUCUGCAAAUUUAUGGCUAACGAUUUCGCUGAUGCUGAUAAGUUUUGCAUUAGGUAAUGAAGAUGCAAAACGAUUGUAUGAUGAUCUAAUGAUUCGAUAUAACAGGCUUAGUAGGCCGUCAUCAAAUCCUCAUAUUCCAAUAACCAUUAAACUUAAAUUACGACUUUCGCAAAUCAUUGAUGUGCAUGAAAUUGAUCAGAUAAUGACAUGUAGUGUAUGGCUAAGGCAAGAAUGGAUUGAUGAAAAACUUUCUUGGGAUCCAAAGCGAUACGGCGGUGUUAAUGUGCUCUAUGUGCCAUAUGAGAUGAUAUGGGUUCCAGACAUUGUGCUUUAUAAUAAUGCUGAUAAUAAUUAUAAUAUAACAAUCAGUACAAAAGCAACAUUACGUUAUGAUGGCGUAGUGACAUGGGAACCUCCAGCAAUAUUUAAAAGUAUGUGCCAAAUGGAUGUCCGAUGGUUCCCAUUUGAUGAACAAAAAUGUCAUUUAAAGUUCGGAUCAUGGACGUAUUCGGACAAUCUGCUGGAUUUAAAGCUGUUAGGUGGUAAGGAGCGUUAUGAACUCGAGACAAAUAAAUACGGCGAAAUCGACAAUAUAACAAUUAUUGACGAUGGAAUAGGCACUGCUUUUUUAUACUAUUUAUUUAGAAUUCUCAUAUCAAAUUUCUCUAUAAAUAACCGAGAUGUUAUUUCAGAUCUGUCAGACUAUUAUCCAUCAGUGGAAUGGGAUAUAAUGUCGCGAGUAGCGAAGCGUCGUAGUAAGACUUAUCCUUCUUGCUGCCCAAAGAAUGAUGCAUAUGUAGAUAUUAUGUUUUAUUUGGAGUUACGUCGUAAACCACUUUUUUAUACGGUGAAUCUCGUAUUUCCAUGCGUUGGCAUAUCAUUUUUAACUAUUCUCGUAUUUUAUUUGCCUUCGCGUAGUGGUGAAAAAAUUGCUUUGUGUAUUUCAAUUUUAUUCGCGUUAACAAUUUUUUUCUUGUUACUCACAGAGAUUAUACCAGCAACGAGUAUUAGUUUACCAUUGAUUGGCAAAUAUCUUCUGUUCACAAUGGUUAUGGUCACUCUUAGCGUUGUCGUCACAGUUGUUUGCGAUAAGCUUCUAAUGAAUUAUCAUGAAUAUCGAGUAAGUCCAGCUCUUAUAAGUACUAAAAAACUUAAACUCGAUGAUAGCAUACAGAAGAUUUAUCACUCUCCGCUUGUCAUAAAAGCUUUCAAAAAUAUUUGUAUCAUAGCCGAUUUAUUGAAAAAGAAAGACCACGAUGAUAAGAUCCUCUAUAAUGAUAUUUUUAAGAUUGACGAAGACUGGAGAUAUGUCGCGAUGGUUCUUGAUCGACUUUUUCUUCUAAUAUUCUCUCUAACAUGUUUUUUUGGAACAGUUACCAUACUACUUCAGGUGAUAUUUUCAUCAAUUUUGCUUCAUCUCGCUCCAUCUUUAUAUGAUAAUCGAAAAGCAAUUGACUUGCAAUAUCGGCCAACAAACAGCACGUCCUCCUUUACAUUUUAA
Dracunculus medinensis (Guinea worm) is the source of this 1539-nucleotide messenger RNA. The record is from the annotation of a GenBank genome assembly. NCBI's taxonomy places the organism in Eukaryota, Metazoa, Nematoda, Chromadorea, Rhabditida, Dracunculidae.